Messenger RNA from Hemiscyllium ocellatum (epaulette shark), 1503 nucleotides. RefSeq names its product ELL associated factor 2 (gene eaf2). The coding region runs from base 69 to 869 and encodes 266 amino acids. Gene Ontology annotation, biological process: positive regulation of DNA-templated transcription; regulation of transcription elongation by RNA polymerase II. Gene Ontology annotation, molecular function: transcription elongation factor activity. Gene Ontology annotation, cellular component: super elongation complex. The record is from RefSeq and is a predicted model, not a curated record. Lineage: Eukaryota; Metazoa; Chordata; Chondrichthyes; Orectolobiformes; Hemiscylliidae. The transcript is spliced from 6 exons.
CCUGAGGGAGAGACGCGGGAGUGUGUAUACAUUGGCAGUUAUUUAUUUAUUGAGUGGUUUUGUUUGGGAUGAACGCUGGAGCUCUCGCUCACUUUGACACCAAGGAGCACGUUUUGAAGCUGGGCGGUAGUUUCGACAGGCAGCCCAAGUGCGGCUUUCACACCGUCCGCUAUGAUUUCAAACCAGCAUCCAUCGAUACUGCACGUGAAGGAGAUCUUGAAGUUGGUAAAGGGGAACAAAUCACAAUCACCUUUCCAAAUAUUGAGGGCUCAAUGCCUCCCAUCUCCGUGUUUAAAGGCUCAAAGAGACCUUACCUGAAGGAGUGCGUUCUCAUUGUGAAUCACGACACUGGAGAAUAUCGACUGGAGAAACUUAGCAGCAACAUCACUGUGAAGAAAACCAGGGCGGAAGGAAGUAGCAAAGUCCAAUCACGCCUUGAUCAACAGACCAACCGUCUGGGGCAACAAAUGCGCCUCAAUGCCAAGGCCUCCUUUGCAGCGAAGAAUUCUCCACCAAAGGAAAAAAUGUCACCAACUUCACAAAUGGAUGAUAUUGAACGAGAGCUGAUGGCAGAGGUUGGCACUAUGGACCAGAUGAGUAGCUCUGACAGUUUGUCUGAAUCUAAGGGCUCUUCAUCCUCUUCCUCAAGUAGUGAUAGCUCCAGUGAUUCUGAGGAUGAGACACAGAAGCCUGUUGCACUCCCUUCAGUACCUUCCUCUCAUCCAGUUUCAAUGCCGUUAAUACCACCUUCACUACCUCAGCAUCACACGUCAACAGCAGAUGUCAUCAGCAGUAGACCUGCGGAAUCUCUGAAUACAUUGCGCAAUGAUCUGCAGCUAAGUGACUCUGGAAGUGACAGCGAUGAAUAAAGAAUCCUUCAUUGUGUGACUGCAGAGACAGUGGCUGACUAUAGUGCAAAUUUUUUUUGUAAUGGACACCAAUGCCAAACAAAGGAACUGGAAGAAAAUGGCUAUUUUGUAGCGGUGUUGUUUUCAAAUGGACUUGUUUUUGAAAAUACUUAAUAAACUUUUUGUAAUAAGAAACAGCUGCAAAAUCUUGAAGGUAAUCAGUAUAACUGACCGUGAACGAAUGAGUUGUAAAUUGGGAAUAUACGCAGCUGUUGUCCUUUUGAAUUUAAUGAUGGAUUAUGCAAUACUUGAUGUCUUGACUGAAUCAACUCUGAGAGCUCUUAGUGCAGAGUUUCAAUAUCUGAUUUAUCUGAAAAAGGAAGUUGUUACAGCAAUUACAUUAUGCUGUAUGCAGGACUUAAGGUUUUCAAAAACUUUGUUUUGCAAUUUCACAGAAUUCUGGAUAUGGGUGUGUAUAAAUGUUGAUAUUUUCCUUGAAUGGAAAGCACUUUUUUUAGGAACAAAACUUGAGCUGUUUUCACUGUGAUCAGUCUAUUUAGAAUGGAGAUAACCAUGGAAAUUUGAUUACAGAUUUGCUUUUGGUACCUCCUUGAUCCAAGUGAUGUUGACAGUAAAGUUCUUUUUUUUUCCGUUA